GUUGAGCCGUUGCUUCCGAGUUGGUGGGAUCUUGCUGAGCCUGGACCACACACCACCACCGGCCCGGGUGCCAAUGGCUGCCCGCUGGGGCUGCUCCAGCCACCUGAACGAGGACAAUGCCCGCUUCGCCCUGCUGGCCCUGCUGAUCUGCUUCUACCUGGUUUGCGGGGCGGCAGUCUUCUCGGCCAUGGAGCGGGGCCGGGAGAAGGAAGCCCAGCGCCAGUGGCUGCAGAGGAGGGAGAACUUCAGCCGCCGGCACAACAUCAGCAGGGCCGAGCUCAGCGCCUUCCUCCAGCACUACGAGGAGGCAGGCAUGGCCGGGGUGCGGGUAGACGAGACGCGCCCGCGAUGGGACUUCGCCGGCUCCUUCUACUUCGUGGGCACCGUGGUGUCCACCAUCGGUUUCGGGAUGACCACUCCGGCCACGGCGAGCGGCAAGAUCUUCCUCAUCUUCUACGGGCUGCUGGGCUGUGCCGCCACCAUCCUCUUCUUCAACCUCUUCCUGGAGCGCCUGAUCACGGUGCUGGCCUUCGCCCUGAAGACCUGCCACGAGCGGAGGCUGAGGAGGAGCGGCGUCAGGCCGCAGCUGGACCUGCGGGAGGACGGUGGCGGGAGCGGCGGCCUCCCCGCGGCCGACAGCCUGAGCGGCUGGAAGCCCUCCGUCUACUGCGUGAUGCUGAUCCUGGGCCUGGCCGCCCUCACCAUCUCCUGCUGCGCCUCGGCCAUGUACACCCCAGUGGAGGGCUGGACCUACAUGGACUCCAUCUACUUCUGCUUCGUGGCCUUCAGCACCAUCGGCUUCGGGGACCUGGUGAGCAGCCAGAACCUGCGCUACGACCACCAGGAGGCCUACCGCCUGGCCAACUUCCUCUUCAUCCUGAUGGGGGUCUGCUGCACCUACUCCCUCUUCAACGUCAUCUCCAUCGUCAUCAAGCAGUUCCUCAACUGCACCCUGCGGCGGUUGGCGAGCCGCUGCCGCCGGCGCCCGGGGAGGAGGCCCCUGCGGCCAGCGGGCAACGCGGUGGCGCCGGGCCGGCCCAAGAUCUCGGCGGACGCCGACCCCUUCAACGAGUGCGACGGGCGGCGGCAGUCGGGGGAGAUGAUCUCCAUCAGGGACUUCAUGGCCGCCAACAAGGUCUCCCUGGCCAUCAUGCAGAAGCAGCUGAUGGAGACGGCCGGAGGGCACCCCAGGGCCGGCGGCACAGCGGCGGCGGCGGCGGCGGCGUCCCGAGCCAACGGCUUCAGUGAAGGAGUGGGGGCGCUAGCCAUCAUGAACAACAGGCUGGUGGAGACCAGCGUGGACAGAUGACCCAUCCUCGCCCCCCUGGCCUGCUCCCUUCAAUGAAAUCAUUUAGUUUAGAGACACCGCGUAGAA
Messenger RNA from Amblyraja radiata (thorny skate), 1375 nucleotides. RefSeq names its product potassium channel, subfamily K, member 13a (gene kcnk13a). Gene Ontology annotation, biological process: stabilization of membrane potential; potassium ion transmembrane transport. The record is from RefSeq and is a predicted model, not a curated record. The transcript has 2 exons. Gene Ontology annotation, molecular function: potassium ion leak channel activity; outward rectifier potassium channel activity. Bases 74 to 1309 code for a protein of 411 amino acids. Lineage: Eukaryota; Metazoa; Chordata; Chondrichthyes; Rajiformes; Rajidae. Gene Ontology annotation, cellular component: plasma membrane.